AACAACCAGUGCUUAUUCCACAGUCAAAUUUAGUCUUGAAUCAUGGAAACCAAGUUCUUCUCAUUCAUUCUCUUGCCCUUGCUAUUGUUGCUUUUUGGAGAGUUGAUGCAAGCACAUGGAGGAUUGUGUUUCUCACCUAGCGAAACAUUCAAGGGCAUAUGCAUCACGAAGCCCAAAUGUGAACAGGCAUGCAUAUCGGAGGGUUUCAUUAAGGGCAGCUGCGAAGGUUUCCGAAGACGCUGCAUCUGCUAUAAGAUUUGUGGUGGUGGCAGUGGCGGCGGUAAAGCUCCUGCCCCCUCUCCACAAUCUCCCCAUCAUCAUUAUGGUAAAGCUCUUGCCCAAUCUCCUGAGGGAUCAAUAAUUGAUAAUAAACACCAUCAUCAUCAUAAGACUCCUACCCCCUCUCCGCAAUCUACCCAUCAUCAUCCCAGUAAAACUCCUGCCCACUCUCUUGAAGGAUCAAUAACUGAUAAUAAGCACCAUCAUCAUCAUCAUAAGGCUCCUACCCCCUCUCCACAAUCUCCCCAUCAUCAUCAUGGUAAAACUCCUACCCACUUUCCUGAGGGAUCAAUAACCGAUAACAAACAUCAUCAUCAUCAUCAUCAUCAUCAUCACAAGGCUCCUACCCCCUCUCCACAAUGUCCCCAUCAUCAUCAUGGUAAAACUCCUAUCUACUCCCCUGAGGAAUCAAUAAGUGAUAACGAACACCAUCAUCAUCACCAUAAGGCUCCUAUCCCUUUUCUUGAGGGAUCAAAACGCCAUCAUCAUGGUAAGGCUCCUGAUGAUUUUGUGAGCUAUUAAUCUCCCGCCGCAUCCGUUGAGCCUCCAAAAGUGAUAUAUGAAGUAGCUCGUUCGUUUUGUAUCUCAUAAUGAGCAAUAUUAUUAGUGUAUCAGUGCUUUCUAAUCACUUUGGUUUGUUAUAAUAACUAUGAACUUUUCCAAAUUAAUAAGAAACAGAUAUAUUCCGGCCUUCUGCAAA
Messenger RNA from Mangifera indica (mango), 979 nucleotides. Its product is annotated as histidine-rich glycoprotein-like. NCBI's taxonomy places the organism in Eukaryota, Viridiplantae, Streptophyta, Magnoliopsida, Sapindales, Anacardiaceae. Gene Ontology annotation, biological process: defense response. The coding region runs from base 43 to 801 and encodes 252 amino acids. The record is from RefSeq and is a predicted model, not a curated record. The transcript has 2 exons.